GACACGGGAAGUAGGAAGUAGCAAUAACUUUGCAGCUGGCUAGCGAUCUUUACAGUGGAUGUGUCAAAAUAAUUUUUGAUUGACCAAAAAAUUACGUCUCGUCAGCUAGCCUGAGUCAUUGGAUCAGCCAUGGGAAAGGGUGGUGGAACAUUUGAGAGGCUUCUUGAUAAAGCCACCAGUCAGCUGCUGCUGGAGACAGACUGGGAGUCCAUCCUGCAGAUCUGUGAUCUCAUCCGUCAAGGAGACACACAGGCGAAGUAUGCCAUCGGAGCCAUUAAGAAGAAGCUGAUGGAUAAGAACCCACAUGUGGCCCUCUAUGGUCUUGAGGUGUUGGAGUCAGUAGUGAAGAACUGUGGGCAGACGGUCCAUGAUGAGGUGGCCUGUAAAACCACCAUGGAGGAGCUGAAGGAUCUACUGAAGACGGAGCCCAACGUGAGGAAUAAGAUCCUUUACCUGAUCCAGGCCUGGGCCCACGCCUUCCGCAACGAGCCCAAAUACAAGGUGGUUCAGGACACGUACCAGAUCAUGAAGGUGGAGGGUCACGUGUUUCCAGAGUUCAAGGAGAGUGAUGCCAUGUUUGCUGCAGAGAGAGCUCCAGAUUGGGUGGAUGCGGAGGAGUGUCAUCGCUGCCGCGUUCAGUUUGGAGUGAUGACUAGAAAGCACCACUGCAGAGCCUGUGGUCAGAUCUUCUGUGGGAAGUGUUCCUCCAAGUACUCCACCAUCCCCAAGUUUGGCAUCGAGAAGGAAGUGCGUGUGUGUGAGCCCUGCCACGAGCUGCUCAACAACCACCCUUCCCUCUCUCCCCCGCCUAGGAAAGCUGAAGGGGGUAAACCCGUCGGGACAUCCACCUCCGUGGCCCCAGGCCCGGCAGAACUGCCGCCAGAGUACCUGACCAGCCCCCUGUCCCAGCAGUCUCAGGUAGUGGUCCAGGAAACAGUGCCCCCCAAACGGGACGAGGCGGCCCUGCAGGAGGAGGAGGAGCUUCAGCUGGCCAUCGCCCUAUCACAAAGCGAGGCUGAGGAGAAGGAGAGGAUGAGACAGAAGAACUCGUACGGGGUCUACCCCAAAGCUGACCCCGCCCCAGUCACCUCCUCAGCCCCCCCCGUCAACUCACUCUACUCCUCUCCUGUGAACUCCUCUGCUCCCUCAGCUGAAGAUGUGGACCCUGAGCUGGCUCGCUACCUGAACAGAACGUAUUGGGAGAAGAAACAGGAAGAGGCACGCAAGAGUCCCACCCCCUCUGCCCCUGCCCCCGUACCAUUGGCUACUGAGCCCCUGCCAAUCAGCCAGCCCCAGCCAGUGGAAACUGUCGCACCACUCCCAGCUCAAGUCGUCAUGGCCACGCCUCCAGUCAACGUAGUGGAGCAGCAGUAUCAGAAUGGUGAGUCGGAGGAGAACCACGAUGCGUUCCUGAAGGCUCUGCAGAAUGCGGUCACCACCUUCCUGAACCGUAUGAAGAGUAACCACAUGCGUGGUCGCAGCAUCACCAACGACAGCGCCGUGCUCUCCCUCUUCCAGUCCAUCAACACCAUGCACCCCCAGCUACUGGACAUCCUCAAUCAGCUGGACGAGAAGAGACUGUACUACGAGGGUCUGCAGGACAAGCUGGCCCAGGUGCGUGAUGCGAGGGCCGCCCUGAACGCCCUACGAGACGAGCACAGAGAGAAGCUGCGUCGUGCUGCCGAGGAGGCAGAGAGACAGAGACAGAUCCAGCUGGCCCAGAAACUAGAGAUCAUGAGACAGAAGAAACAGGAGUACCUUGAGAUGCAGCGUCAGCUGGCCAUCCAGCGGCUCCAGGAGCAGGAGAAGGAGAGACAGAUGAGGCUGGAGCAACAGAAACACACCAUCCAGAUGAGAGCCCAGAUGCCUGCCUUCCCCAUGCCCUACCCACAGAUGCAGUCUUUGCCCCCCAACGUGGCAGGAGGGGUGGUGUACGGGCAGCCGGGGGGACCCCCCAGUUACCCAGGCACCUUUAGCCCCUCAGGGUCAGUGGAGGGGUCGCCCAUGCACAACGUCUACAUGAACCAGCCUGGACCAGGACAGUACCAGGCCAUGCCUCCGGACCCCAACAUGUACAUGUACCAGCCUGCAGGAACCAAUGGGCAGCCUGCACUCCCUGGCCAGGCCCCGCCCACCACUAGCCCCGCCUACUCUAACUACCAGCCCACACCCACACAGGGAUACCAGCAGAAUGUGGUGUCCCAGGCCCAGUCUCUGCCCCCCAUGUCCCAGCCUCCCCCCACUAACGGUAUGUCCUAUGUGGCCUACCCUCCACCUUACGCCAUGCAGAAUAUGAUGGCAGCCCUUCCUGGGCAGGACCCCAACAUGCCCCCACAACAACCCUACAUGCAGGGCCCAGGACAACAGCCCAUGUACCAACAGAUGGCUCCCCCUGGUGGCCCCCAGCAGCAGGUUCAGCAGCAGCAGCCUCCGCAGGUCCAUCCAGGCAGCGAGGCACAGCUCAUCUCCUUCGACUGAUCUAUCCACCUGGCUAGCUCAGCUUAACGUUACCACCUGCUGCUGGCAGGGUUCAACACUACACCCUCUCUCCUCUUCUGUCCUCACCUCUCUUCUCCUCUUCUGUCCUCACCUCUGUCCUCACCUCUCUCCUCCUCUGUGUUCUCCUCUCUCUCUGCUGGGCUCGUGGCCUGGAUUCCCCAACAAACACAUGUUUCUUACAAUGUUUCUGUUUUGUUACGGCAAUGUUGUGAAAUAACGGACAUGUUACCCCUCCUCCUAGGCAUCCUCUCUCCCCCACCUGACAUGGAGGAUGAGAGGAGUGAGGAGGGGGUUAGGUAGGGUUACUAUGCACCAUGCAUACCCCUCCUCCUAGGCAUCCUCUCUCCCCCACCUGACAUGGAGGAUGAGAGGAGUGAGGAGGGGGUUAGGUAGGGUUACUAUGCACCAUGCAUACCCCGGGGUUGUAUUCACUAGGAACCUAGACGGGGAGUGACUACCAGAACUUAUAAGAAACACUUUCCCUUUUAAUGUGUUUUGCUACAGUGUUCCCUCCUCUCUCUCUCUCUCUCUCUCUCUGAUAAUGUAUGUAGUCUUUCUCUUCUGAAAGUAAUAUCUGAAGCUCAUCUAGUCAGUGGUAUAAUAAAGGAACAAAUCAAAUAUGAUAGGAAUCAAUGGAAUCUAAGACAAGACCAUCCUUCCUCAUAUAAGCUAGUUUGCAUGUUAAAGUCCUUAUUUUCAUGGACAUGGCAGAUGUGUUACAGCAGUAACUGUUCUGGAGUCAUAUUGUGGUGAUUGGCCAUGUUUCAUACUGCCAUGUUUCAUACUGCCUGCUUGGUUGACCGAGGCUGUGGGAGUUAAUGGAGAUGGGGAAGAAAGAUGUAGGACAGAGCACAGAAAGCACCUCGAACAGGUUCUAGUGAGAGUGUCCGAGAAGGGAGGGAGGGAUGGAUGAAUGGAGGGAGGAAUGGAUGAAUGGAGGGAGGAAUGGAUGAAUGGAGG
Salvelinus namaycush (lake trout) is the source of this 3459-nucleotide messenger RNA. It is a transcript of the gene hgs, whose product is annotated as hepatocyte growth factor-regulated tyrosine kinase substrate. Lineage: Eukaryota; Metazoa; Chordata; Actinopteri; Salmoniformes; Salmonidae. Gene Ontology annotation, molecular function: phosphatidylinositol binding; ubiquitin binding; metal ion binding. The record is from RefSeq and is a predicted model, not a curated record. The transcript has 20 exons. The coding region runs from base 130 to 2478 and encodes 782 amino acids.